GAGUUGUUUCAGUUUACAGCUGUCUGUGUAUGUGUGUGUGUGUAUGUGGGCUGUUUUUUUUGUGUAUUUACCAUUUUUUCCCAUUCGAUUCUUCAGGACGAUCCUCGGGAAAUUAAACGAGAAAGGGAUUCCGUUCCGUUCCGACCGCCUCCCGUUGUAGAACCGAGAGGAUUAUAAAUGUGAGCUUAGUUAGCUGUUAGAAAACCUAUUAGGAAAACCGACGGAAUAGGUAAAUCCAUUCACAAAUCUCCUUUUUAUAUAUUCGAAAAAGGCAACCGGGCUGUCGCAAGCGUUACGUUAGUUUUUCUUUCUCUGGCCCUCUGCUUUUUUUUCGUUCCUUUCUCGAAAAUUAUUAAUAGGGUUUUAUUUAUAAAAGAAGUGAAAGAAUAAGGCAUAGCCCUCCUCUUUUCUCACAAAACCUGCUCAGCCUUGAGAACGAGCUAGCGUAAGAAAGAUCAUUCUCAUAUUCUCAGUAACACCAACAAGCAUAUUUCAUUACAAAUACAUGCUAAAUUGUAUAAAUAGAACACAGAGAACCCGUAGCCCUCCUUUUUUGAUUGUUUGCCUACUACGCUGGAGAAUAUUCAUGCAUGAAAGACCCAAAAUCUUCAACCGCCCGUUAUUUUAUCCAUGUUCCGAAUUGAUUUGGACUUCGAUUACCCUCGCUAUCUUCAGACCUAAUCGUUUCUUAUGUAGUCUGACUCAUACGACAAGAAUCCACGACGGGAAGUAAUUCAUUUGAUUGCGACUCUUAUUAGUAUCUGUCCAGCUUUUCUUUCCGAUCGUUUGUGUUCUCAUCCAGCUCUUCUUUCGCUCACGCUUGUCUGCUGUAAGUGGUAACAAUGAAUCCAAAUCGCGUUAGUACUUUACGUAACCCUCAGAACUUUGCACGGCAUGUUGGGAGUAGCCACAGCGGAAGGCAGGUGCACAAUUCCCACUGGCAAAGUAACCAUGUCCCAUUCGGCAAAGAUUUCCAACAAGGAUAUGGCCAAGGCGGAAUCAGCAACUUGAGAGAGAAGGCUGGUUACCCAAAGACAAACCUCCCUUCCACACACUUCCAGACUGAGUCUAGUGUCGACAUGCGCCAUCAGAUACUUCUCCCUCAUAGACCCCAGGUAGGAGAAACUGCAGUACAAAUAAUUGGCACUCCUAUGAUAACUCUUAACACUGGAUUGUUGGGCAAUUCUCAGAUGGAAAACCAAGUGCCUGUCGAGUAUGGGCAAAGGCAUGGAGCUGUUCAGCCAGAUAUGAGGCAUAACGCAGUGCAACAUACUCAGCCUAAUUACUUCAGAAAUAACAGCCAGGAAGACGGAAGAAAGAGUGAGAGUCCCAGCAGAAAACGACGCAGACUUGUGCAGAAUUCACAACCACAGAAUGGUAUGGGUGCUCCUGGAAAUGGGUUAGGAAAUGAAUGGCCGAUACCAGCACACCAUCAAAGUCCUUGGGAACCAAGACGGAACCAAAGACAGUCAGUUAGAAAUAAUGUACCAAUAAGGAGACCUAGAUACAGGGAAUGGGUGCCGGAGCCGUUGCCCCCGCCACCACAGCCUCCUCGUAUUCAGCAUCCUCCUCCUGGUCCAUUUGGCCAUCCUAGUACGUCCCACCCACCACCUAUUAUGAUGGAUUUUACACAGGUUCCAGUAUCUCUACCUCUUCCUAUAUACUCAAGCGGCCCGACACCACCCACCCAUCUUCAACCUUGUCAGGUACAUAGCAUUUACUGCACAACACCAACUCAUACCUGCCAGGUCAAUUCAUUUGGAACGUGCAUUACUCAUCAUCCCCAUUCUCAGCAUCACCAUCCACACCAUCACCUCCACAACAGUACAAGUAUUAUGGCCAGUUUGUUGGGUGCUGGCCCAGCAGCUGCAGCACAACCUCAGCCUGCAGCUGCAACUGUCCCUCAGGUAGCUCCAAGUGCCCCUUUGCCACCGCUAGCUCAUGUACAUUAUCAACCUCCGCCCCCUGCGUCUGCACCACCAAACUUCCAGGAUCACCAUCACCAUCAUCAUCACCACCAUCAUCACCACCAUAGAGGGCCAGCGACUGCAUCUGCAGCAACACUCGUUCCUCCACCUGUACAUAUGCCUAGUUUCUUCAUGCCAGAGGUACCUAGAAGAACUAACCCUAGGAGGUUGAGAAAUACUCCUCAGCCCUCACCAAGGACCAUUCCAGGCUGGCUUUAUGUUUUUGCUCUCUUUGGAAAUCGACAUUUGUCGACACUUACUCAGGAAUUUGAUAGGGCAGACAGCCUUCUCCCAGAAAAUUAUGAAGAGCUUUUGAGUUUGGCAGAAAGAAUUGGAGAAGCAAAGCCUAGAGGUCUGAACAAAAUGGAAAUUGAUCAGCUUCCUUCUUUUAAAUUCAAUACAGAAAACCACGAAGGAGAUCAGACAUCAUGUGUUGUUUGUAUGUGUGAUUUUGAAUCAAAGCAGAUACUGCGAGGCCUCCCUUGUUCACACCAGUUUCAUGCAAAAUGUGUUGACAAGUGGCUAAAGACGAAUCGCACAUGUCCUAUAUGUAGAGGAGAUGCGUCACCGACUUACAUUAAUUCAAAUGAGUAACACAUCUCUUUAAACCUUUCCUUAGCUCCAACUGUGCUGUUUGCUGGAUUUUUAACACAAUUGUUCUGGGAUUUGUUAUCAGGGGAUUCUAUUUUAUGUCACAUUGUAUUACUUAAUACUAUUGUUGUAUUUCAUAGAUUUUAAUGUGCUUUAAUAUUUUUAGAGAGGUCGAGUUACACAUUUAAUACAAUUGAAAACUCUUAAACAAUUUUUAUAUUGUAAUUUUAAAGAAGACAAUUUUUAUUUGUUAAUUUUAAGACGUUCAAGCUUUUUGAAAAUCUUACUAAAAUUGUUGAUCUGAUGCUUAAAAAAAAGUCCUUGAUGGUAGCCACUUGGUAAUUGGUAUAAAAAUAAUCUCAGUUUGUUAUUUUCAUUCAACAUUUAUGUUUAAUGUCUUUUAAUAUGGAUACCACCAAAUGCUUAUUGUUUAUAGUGAUAAAACUUAGAUUUAGACUUGAGAUAACACGAUUUGGCUAAGAUAGAUCUACAAAAUAGUGCUUUCUUCCACCUGGAUUCCGUUACACUCUUGUUUAAUCUGUUUCUUUUCACUCUUUGUUUUUACUUUGAAUUGGGAACCUAACAUUUGUUAAUGAUCUCCAAAUUUAAUUAGACUUUUAAUCUUAUAUAUAGUUACCAAUGAAUGGUCCAGAGUGCCUAAUUGAGAAUAAAGUUUUGUUGGCAUUUUUCAUUUUCAGUUUCUUUUCAGCAUUUGAAUGCACAUCAUGAUUUACAUUAGUUUCAUUAAGCCAAGAGAGAAAUUAGUUAUUUUAGUGAUAUUUGUUGUUAGUAGUUCUGAUUUUGACAAUAGUGGACUUACACUAGAAAAGAUUUUUUUAAUUUUGUUUAGGGAUAGUGAUUUUUUUUGUUAGAUUUUAUUUGUAGGCUAGUUAAAAUAAGGUGGUUUUUAAUAUUGGAAAGUGUUAAAAUUUAAGAAAUAUUUUAAACACAAAUUGAUUAUAAUUGUUAAAUGAUGUAAUUGUUUUGGAAAAAAAAAAAAAAGAAAUGGCUUCAUAAACUGUUUUCUUGUGUAUUAACAACUUUUCAGUUAUUAAAAAAGUGUUAUCAAAAUGCUCAUGGAUUGGGUGUGACAUUUUCCAUUUAUAAUUAUAUAAUUUUUCUUUUGUGUAUAGGAAAGGAAAGACAAAUGUUUUAGUAGUGGCAAAUGCAUACAUGACAUAGACUGAUUUUCAUUUAUUUAGAAUUUAGGUUUAGUUAAUAUUUAUUUUGAGAUUUGUUCGUGAAGAGUUCGUUUGACUUCCAAAAUUUUCUAAAAGCAGUACUUAUAUUUUUUAUUUGAAGCAAACAAAUGCAAAAGAAAUUUAUAUUAUAUUAUUACCAGGUAAUAGGGACAGAAUUAAAGAGCAGAAUAUUUAACUGUUAGUGCUGUGUAAUCCAAUAUCUGCCACAUAAUAUAUAAUAAUUAAAUAAAAAGAAGUAAUAAUAAUUAAGUAAAUGCUUUUGAGUGUCUUGUGCUCUUCGGUGUCACCUGUAGAUUUGUUGCAUUUCAUAAGAGAACAAGCUGUGGCACUCCCCCUCCAAAAAAUAAAAGAAGAAAAGUAUCCAAUAUAGAAAUUAGAACACUUGCCACAUAUAAAGAGAUAAAUCAAAUUUUAUUGUAGAUUGUAAAUGAAAAUAUAUUUUAAAUACGUGGAUACCUUCGUAAUCCUUAUGCGUUUUUUGGCAUGUUGCCACAUGUCUUGUGUGUUGAUGGCAAUGUUUGUAGAAAAGUGUUGCUUUAGGAAUGAAUUAUAAAUAAAUAUUAAAACAUUUAUCAUUUUUACAACAAAGGUUUAUAUUAAUAUUGUAUAUUGGUAAUUUUUAAUUAGCAAGCUUUAAUAAUAAUAAUAAAUACUUUUCUAAUUGCCUUAUUGAUUCAUCAGAUGGGAGGGGAACACUUCCUCUAAUAUACACCAAUAUGAAUGUUCUUGUUUUUGUGGAAAUAUUUGUCAUUUCUGACUUAAUUCAGUUAUUAAAGAGAGGCACUAGUUUUGUGUAUUUGCAUUGAUGGAAAAUCCGGUAUGCCUUUUUGGCAAUAAGGUACGUAAUUUGGGAUUGUUGUCAUGUGUUAGCCUAAUAAAAUAAACAAACAAAAACAGCAGUGCUGUGUUUUAAACCUCGUAUUUCCGAUGUGUUUUUUUGUUGUUGUUAUGUUAUAAGGAGAAAUAAUUGUUUGUUUUGAUAAUCAAUUUAAAAGUUACCAUUCUAAGUGUAGCUACUGUUGUUACCACCACUUAUGCUUCAGCACCAUAUAUCAUACUAAAUUUAAAUACGAGGUUUAACUUGAUUCAAAGUUCUGUGCCAAUAUGAAAUUUCAUUCAUUUCUUAACACUGAUCUGGCCAUGGUUUAUGUAACAAAAAAUAAAUUUAAUUUUUAAGACAAACAGAAAAAUCUGUUUAGAACUGAAAAAAAAAAAAAACUAUAGUUUGUAAUGUUAGUGUUUAGGGAUUUUCAUUUUCUCUACCAAAAGACAACAGGGUGUUGCUUCAUCUGCUAUAAAAUGCUCAAUUAUUGAAAAAAAAGAAAAAAAAUUGUAAGUGAAAAUUAUAUGUUAGUUUAACUUUUAAGCAUUGAAUUUUUGUAGGUGCACUAUUUGAAUCAAUAUAGUUUUAAUAAACCACUAAUGAAUAUAGGAUAAUUAAGUUUUUUCUUCUACCUUUUUUAAAAACAAAUUUUGAUUUUAGGAACUCAAUACAAAAAGUUGAUAUAUAUUCUUUUAAACAUCUCAUGAUUUUUCAUGUUGGCUAAUUUUAAUGUUCUAUGUUAAUCUGGCUGAUAAUGUUCUGUCUUAUUUAAUCAAUAUAAUCUUAUGCACACUGAAAUUUUUUUUAAGGGAAUGUUUAGAAUGUUACCGUUUAUGAGGAAUGUACUUCUAUAAACAAAAAAUCAAAUUAAUAGAAUGUAAUAAAUAUUUGUCUCGUCCAAAGCAAUAAAUAUAGGCUCAAAUCUUGUUGAAAAAUUAAUAGUUAUUGAAUUGUAUUCACAUGUUCUUGAUUAAAUUUACAGUCUGAAUCUGUUUUGAAUUGUCUCUCAAUACUUAAAAAAAAACGUUAAUCACAUAAAUGACAAUCACAUGGUUGAAUAAUUCUUAGUGCCACUCUGCUUGGAAUUAUUAUUUCACACUAGUCUCAUAAACUAUAUAUAUUUAAAAAAACCUUAUAAAAAAAAGCACUUAAUAUGUGAAUUAACUCAGCCGAUUUAAAAGAAACAAUAUUGUUGGUUAAAGAAAUUAAAAUGUAAAUUGGGGGCUUUUUGUUUUUAUUUUAUUAUUAUUUAAAAAGAAUAUAAACAUAAGAAUUUAAUAUAAAAUAAAAAUAUCAAGCUAUAGUACAAAUGUAAAUGCCUUUAUGAAUACUGUAAUAGUAUUAGUUGCUUGUGAAACCAUUUAUUUGCUUUUAAAGUCAGAUUUAGACUUCAUUUAUUAGAACCGAUUUUUUUUCUCACAAUUUUUGUGUAUCAAUUGUUUUAACUGUAUCUGUAAGUGUGGUCUCUUGUAUUCUCGAUUGUGAAAUAAAAAUUCAUUGAAUGUUUGGUAAACACAGCAUUGUGAGGUGGGCCUGUACGAGCUCUACAAUAGCAAUAUAUAUAUUCACCGUUAGAUCUUUAAUAGCUAAUAGGUGUUAGAAUGCUUAUAUUUAUGAAAGAAAUUAACAAAUAAAUCCUUAAAAGUGGCUUGUUUUAA
This is a messenger RNA of Cimex lectularius (bed bug), 6241 nucleotides long. RefSeq names its product RING finger protein 44 (gene mura). The transcript has 12 exons. Lineage: Eukaryota; Metazoa; Arthropoda; Insecta; Hemiptera; Cimicidae. The coding region runs from base 843 to 2561 and encodes 572 amino acids. The record is from RefSeq and is a predicted model, not a curated record.